Molecule: messenger RNA, 1595 nt
Organism: Protopterus annectens (West African lungfish)
Lineage: Eukaryota; Metazoa; Chordata; Ceratodontiformes; Protopteridae
Product: leucine-rich repeat-containing protein 15-like
Exons: 1
Coding region: 11-970 (319 amino acids)
Cellular component (GO): plasma membrane
Molecular function (GO): protein binding
Source: RefSeq, a predicted model, not a curated record
AGCCAAGUUCAUGAUCUGCUCAGGCAAAAAUUUCACAGAAUUUGAGAUUGAUUUCCAGUCAGACACUGAGCACCUGGAUCUGUCGAAAAACAGACUGACUGCCAUACCGUCCAAAGCUUUCCAGUCCCAGUGGAAGCUACAGGUCUUAUUAAUAAGUGACAAUCACAUCAGCCAUAUAGAUGAUGAAGCAUUCAGUUCUCUAGAAAAUCUACAGAAGCUUGAUCUUCAUAACAAUGAGAUUAAAGCCCUUGGCGGUGGUUUUUCUACAGGUUUAAGUUCCCUCAGAGAGCUGACAUUAUCCUGCAACAAGCUCAAAGACCUCUUCUACAGCAGCUUCCACCAUUUUGAGAACUUACAAAAACUGAACCUCAGCAACAAUGUGAUUUCUUUCAUAGAAAUUGGGGCAUUUCGCAGCUUGACCCGUCUCCGACAGCUGCACCUUCAGAACAACAACCUCACUAGUCUUCAUGAUGGUAUCUUUUCUAUGCUUCAGAAUCUAGAAGUCUUAAACCUGGCAAACAAUAAAAUCAAAGAAAUCGCUUCUGAGGUAUUCACUUCUUUGAACAGUUUAACCAUUCUGACACUGGUCAACAAUGAAAUUGAACACAUCAAAUUCAAGACAUUCUUGAGUAUUAAGACCCCAGGGACACACAUUCUACUUGCAAAAAAUCGCUGGUUUUGUGACUGUGACCUGCAGAGGGUCUUUGGUAAGCUGCUCAGUGUCAGGAGACUUAUACUGGAUGACUACUACAAUGUGACCUGUACUGAGCCUUUGGUGCUACGUGACUCCUCUUUAGCAUCAGUUGAUACUCACCUAUGCAUUGCAGAGACAGUGACAGUCCUAGUCAUCACUUUCACUGUCUUUGUUACUGUGGUUGCUGCUAUUGUUAUGGCAGAAAGGAACAGGAAAAAACGUACUGGGAAGCACUGGAGUGAAGAAAGUGAAAUGUCCUAUGAAUCACAGGAUUGAGCAGAAACUCUAACUUGUACUCUGCAUACAUGGGUCUACUGAAAUGACUACUGUCUGCAUACUCAACAAAACAACUGGGAGAAACAUUGUUACAUGGAGGUUAUCUGUGAUUCUUGACAUUAAAGAAAGUAACAGAAGCUUUGCAAGACAAAAUCAGUUUUAGAAACAGAACCCAUUAAAUCAUUCAAUCUACAAAAAAAGUUUCAUUUUAAUGGAAUUUAGAGUUACUUAUUUAAUAUCAUCAGUGAAUAAUAGUCACCUACAUUUCUAUGCAUGUCAAAUCAUAUGUCAACAGGUCCAGUGCUAAGUCUAUGAAUAUAACUCAGAUGACAGACAGCUGUAAUUCACCUAUCCUUUACAGCAUAAAUCAAAUGUUAUAACAAAUUCCUUUUCUCAGAGCAACAAAUGAAAUUAGUUUUAUUGCUAAAUCAAGAGCAGUUCAUAAUAAAAGAAGUUAUGCUUUAUGCUGCAGAUAAAAACAAAUAUAAAAGCAAAUCUACAUCUCAAAAUGGACUAGGAAGUAUCAAAACAAGAGGUGCUUUAUUUUUGCUUGGCAUGAAGCCACAGCAAAAGUUUAAAAACAGCACAGCAUUUGCUAUACUAAUUUCUGAAUGGGAAAGAGGAA